UUUACUUUCAUUAUUUUUAAGAAGGAAAUGCGUGUCCAUUAGAGGCAGAGGGAAAAGAAACAGGAACUAAUUAAUGCCAGGGGAUUGGUGUGGGGGCGGGGAACAGAGGAAGCGUGUGUUCUACAGCAUGCCAUUUCCUUCCAAAACUUGAACAUUAUGGUGAAGAAAAGAUACUGCCAUGAACAGUGCAACUCUUUUUUUUGGAGUUUCUGUAAAUACCAGUAAAUCCUGCUGGUAGGAUAUAUGUGGAGGAUAUAUUUUGCCGUAAAGACUAUCAAGGAAAAUUAUUUUGCGAAUGGGAUGAAUACACAGCCAUUGAUUUACUUACUAACUCCAAUUCUUUGACUAACUGGCCAGCUGGAGCACUUAUCUAGUGAUGUUUCCAUUCUCACACUACCCCAUUUGAGUUUGCUUGUCUUGAUAAAAAAUUCAAAGUGGAGUACCAUAAACUUGAUAUGGAUAGUAAAAAGAAAGACAAGGACAAACCAGAUGAUAGAAUGGCACGGCCUAGUGGGCGUUCAGGUCACAAUCCACGUGGCGCUGGCUCUUCAAAUUCAGGAGUGUUAAUGGUUGGACCGAACUUCAGAGUUGGCAAAAAAAUUGGAUGUGGUAAUUUUGGAGAGCUACGAUUAGGAAAAAAUUUGUACACAAAUGAAUAUGUGGCAAUUAAGCUGGAGCCAAUGAAGUCUAGAGCACCACAGCUACACCUGGAAUACAGGUUCUACAAGCAGUUAGGAUCUGGAGAUGGUAUACCUCAGGUUUACUAUUUUGGCCCUUGUGGCAAAUACAAUGCCAUGGUGCUAGAACUACUGGGACCUAGUUUGGAAGAUUUAUUUGACCUGUGUGAUAGGACAUUUUCUCUUAAAACCGUUCUUAUGAUAGCCAUACAGUUGAUUUCUCGUAUGGAAUAUGUCCAUUCAAAGAACUUGAUAUACAGAGAUGUAAAACCCGAGAACUUCUUAAUAGGACGUCCUGGAAACAAAAACCAGCAAAUUAUUCAUAUUAUAGAUUUUGGUUUGGCAAAGGAAUAUAUAGAUCCAGAAACAAAGAAGCACAUACCAUAUCGAGAACACAAGAGCCUUACAGGAACAGCUAGAUACAUGAGUAUAAAUACACAUUUAGGAAAAGAGCAAAGUAGAAGAGAUGAUUUGGAAGCUUUGGGUCAUAUGUUUAUGUAUUUUCUCAGAGGAAGCCUCCCAUGGCAAGGUUUAAAGGCUGACACCCUAAAAGAACGCUAUCAGAAAAUUGGAGAUACAAAACGAGCAACACCUAUAGAAGUAUUGUGUGAGAACUUUCCAGAGGAAAUGGCUACAUACCUACGUUAUGUAAGAAGGCUAGAUUUUUUUGAAAAACCGGACUAUGACUACUUAAGAAAGCUCUUUACAGACUUAUUUGAUCGGAAGGGCUAUAUGUUUGAUUAUGAAUAUGACUGGAUUGGCAAACAGCUGCCUACUCCAGUGGGUUCAAUUCAUUCAGACCCUGCGUUAUCAUCAAACAGAGAAGCACAUCAGCAUAGAGAUAAGAUCCAGCAAUCUAAAAAUCAGACAACAGACCACAGGGCAGCGUGGGACUCCCAGCAGGCCAACCCCCAUCACUUGAGAGCUCACCUAGCAGCUGACAGACAUGGUGGCUCGGUACAGGUGGUGAGCUCAACAAAUGGAGAAUUGAACACAGAUGACCCAACUGCAGGUCGUUCAAAUGCUCCUAUCACCGCCCCCACAGAAGUAGAAGUAAUGGAUGAUACAAACUGCCAGAAAGUGUUGAACAUGUGGUGCUGCUGUUUUUUCAAGAGAAGGAAAAGGAAAACUAUUCAACGCCACAAAUGACUCUGGAAGCAGGCAGAACAUGGGGAAUUACUUGCUUGUUCAUCUGCUGUCUUGUGAUUAAACAGAAUCACCUCUGUAGUGACCACAUGUUUUUCAAGGACUCCCUCUUAAAAAUGUCAUGCCUCCAGGCUUUGGUUUUGUUGUCCCACAUUCAUAUUUUCUUUAAUUCAUCUCUUCUGGAAGCUUUAAAGUUUUGUCAAACACGAGUGCUUCUUUGACCAUCAAUAAAUGGACCAAUGAAAUGGUACAAAUGAACACUGCUCUAUUUUCAGCAAAACUAAACUUCAAAAGCAUUUUUCCUGUCCUAGAAAGCAUUAGCAGUCUCUUAAGUGAAGACCAGAUGUCUCUUAAAUCUGGUAUUUAAUGAAUUCUGUAACAGCAUGUUGAAAGAAUCUUUUAUUCAAGUGGAUGAUACAGAAGAAAAAUAUAAUUGCCCAAGCAUUUAAAAAUAAUAAAAAGUCUUACCUUAAGAUAUUUUAUUUUGUCUGUGACAUCUGCAUUGUUUUGUUUUGGGUUUUUUUAUUCAGUAUUACUGAUGGUACUGCAGUCACAAAUUGUAUUGUAUUAGUAUUAAAUCGUCUCCAUGAUAUCAUGGUACAUUUACUGCACAGAGAAAUGGAAGAAGCAGCUAGAUGGAUUCAACUGAUAACACUGGUCUAAAUGAUAUAAUAUCACCAGUAGACUCUGGGUCUGAAAAUUUGUUUUUGUUGUGCCUCUAAUGGAGUUGCAGUAUAGUAGAAAUGGCAACAGUGCUUGUACAAAAAUACAAAUGCUUGUAUGAUGUAAGUUGUGCUUCUGGUUUUAUUAGACAGUACCGUCUAAAGACAAAAGAUAUUGAGUUAUAAAAUACACUAAAAACUAAAUGUGAAUUUGGUUAAAGUGGGAUAGGAAUUAAAGUCUAGGGUUCCCAAUGAGUUUACUGCUGAAUGACAACAACAUCCUCUAAACUAAAAAUUUGGAUGUGCCAUGUAAUGAUGAAAGAUCUGAUUGUAAACUAUUUUACUCUUUGAUUUUAAAAUCAAACAAUGGAAGGGGGUCGACUUGUACUGUCUUCUCUGCAUACUAGCCUGUAGUGUGCAAAACUGCUGUGGUUUUAUGGAACUUUCUUACCUUUCAGUAUAAUAUUGCGACUGUUGUAAGAUGCUAUGGAAAGGAUGGGUCAGGUACUUCCCCUCCCUCCCCCUCCCCCACCACAAUCUUUUUGAAGUGCCUGCAAUCUGAACAAACCAGCUGUUCUGUAGAAAAGGCAGCCCAUUCCAUUUUUUUUUUCAAGUCAGCUUCAUUUAAAGCCAUAAUGACAGAGGUGUGCUUUUGUCAUGUAGCUGCCAGUAGCUUGGAGAGAUGGAAUAAAAGGAAGGAAAUGACAAGACAGAUUUGUUGACCAAACCUCAGAUUAAUUAUCAUAGUUUUUUAAAUCCUCCUAACUUGUAGUAAUUAAUUAAUUACAAGUAAUUAAACUUGUAGUAAUUUUUUUUCUAUCAACACACGCCUCUUGGCAAAGUUAUUUAUUUUUAAUCUGUUUUAUAGUAGCAUUCAAAAUGUGUAUUAAAAUAGAUAAAUGCACACCUUUGAAUUCAUUAUUGCAUUUACAGGGAUUUUAAUUGUAUUUUGUAAUUUAUUUUUUCUUAACAGGCAAAAGUGCAGUGUAUUGUUUUGAUGGAUUAUGUGCUCAUAUGAACACACACGUGUACUCUGUUCUUUGUUUUGUCACUGUUGCUGUUAAUGAUUUUGUUAAAUCUUUGUUUUUAAAACCUGAACUCGACUUACAAAAACACAUACUGUAAUUUGGUUAAGAGUUUCUACUCUACCUGUUUGUAUUAAUGACUGUCUUAAUCUCAGAGUUAUCUAUUUUUUUUAUUUUGAUUUGAGCUGAAAAGGUAGAAGGUUAACUUGACCAUUCUAAUGUGAAAUCCAUUCUUUGCAUUAUUUGACCAAAUUUGUUGCUCCAUAAUGUUUGUAUAUACGUGCAGUAUCUGUAUUUCUUAUGCACCUGUUUACCAUAAUUAUCAAGGGUUUUUGGCCUGUACGGUGUUUAUAUGAUCUGAACUCCUUACACAUAACAAGGUGUGUAUAUUAAUCCAAUUAUGGACUUAAAUAUUUUAAAAGUUAUAAAAUCUCUUUAUUUGCUGCAGAGACCAGUAUGUAGACAUUUGCUUUCUUGCAUUAUUUUUAAGUGCUCCAUUUUGAUGCUGAGGAGGAUUUUCUUCUGACAACAUAACUGGUCAAUAAAAAGUAAUGCAGGUAUGUUCAGGUUAAGCCAACAAUGAUUUACUUUUCCCUGUCUAAACUAAUGAAGUCAACAUUGCCUGAAUGUCAGAAUAAUGAAAUAGAUCCCUGUUUAAAAGUGUGUAACUGAAGAAGAAAAAAAUAAAGGUAGUUUUUUUAAUUUG
Messenger RNA from Alligator sinensis (Chinese alligator), 4216 nucleotides. RefSeq names its product casein kinase 1 gamma 3 (gene CSNK1G3). The record is from RefSeq and is a predicted model, not a curated record. Gene Ontology annotation, molecular function: ATP binding; protein serine/threonine kinase activity. Bases 456 to 1826 code for a protein of 456 amino acids. The transcript has 15 exons. NCBI's taxonomy places the organism in Eukaryota, Metazoa, Chordata, Crocodylia, Alligatoridae. Gene Ontology annotation, cellular component: cytoplasm; nucleus; plasma membrane. Gene Ontology annotation, biological process: endocytosis; signal transduction; positive regulation of canonical Wnt signaling pathway.